AUGCCCACCCAGCACCGCAUCCUCUCCCUCGUCUACAAUGAAUUCGAAGCCCUGGACCUCUUCGGCCCGCUGGGCGCCAUCGUCCCCCGAAGCGACUACUACACCCUCGAACUCGUCAACCUGCAUAAUCUCGACUCGCCCCGCGGCAUCGAGACCUCCAUGAAGAACGGCAUCGGCGUGCUCCCGACCCUCUCAUUGGCAGAAGCCCUCCGCGAGGACCAGCACUUCGACACCCUCUUCAUCCCCGGUGGAUUCGGCAUGAUGCCGCUCGUUUGGGACCCGAUCCUGCUGCAGCGCAUUGGCCAGCUGGUGGAUCGCGCGCCGAAUGUGUUUACCGUCUGUACGGGGUCCAUCCUGCUGGCUGCGACGGGGCGAUUGGACGGGCGCAAGGCGACGACGAAUAAGCGCUUGUAUGAUGAGUUGACUCCGAAGCACCCCGGCAUCAACUGGCAAAAGCGCGCCCGCUGGGUCCAGGACGGCAAAUUCCUGACGUCCUCGGGUGUCACCGCCGGCAUCGACGCAGGCUUCGCCUUCAUGGCCAACACGUACGUUGCGCCCGAAGACCGCUCACAGGACGUCCAGACGCCCUCGGCCAAGGGCGACGAGUGUCCUAUCCCAGGAUUCAAGAAUGAGAAGGCGUUGAAGUUUGCCCAUUUCACCGCCUUUGGACUGGAGUACCGAUGGCACUCGGAUCCGGAGGAUGAUCCGUUUGUGGACUUGCCUGGAACGAAUGGAAGUGCAUAG
Messenger RNA from Penicillium diatomitis, 744 nucleotides. RefSeq names its product DJ-1/PfpI family protein. The transcript is spliced from 2 exons. NCBI's taxonomy places the organism in Eukaryota, Fungi, Ascomycota, Eurotiomycetes, Eurotiales, Aspergillaceae. The record is from RefSeq and is a predicted model, not a curated record. The coding region runs from base 1 to 744 and encodes 247 amino acids.